GGAGGGAAUCGAAGUUAAAAGUUAAUGGGGACUUAGAAUGGGACGUUUACAUUAAUAUUUUUAUUGCAAUCAGUUGUGGAAUCACUCCACAUCGAGAAACUUGUGAUAUAGUCACUAUGAGAUAUAUCAUGUUCAAAACAUAAGCUUUUGCUGCACAUGAAUUCAUUGCGAGUCUUGUUUUCCUGGCGGACUAGGCAAACAAUGUGUUUGUUGCUCUGCCAUAAUAUGCCUGGAUUACACACCCUCUCCUGAGGAAUGGUUGUUUGGGGACAAAAACACGCAUUAGGGUUUUGUUUGAUUUAUUUUGUUAGGCUAUCUAAACAUUUGCAUUUCAAUUUUCUUGCCGCUUACAGAUUUAAUACACUUUCAUUAGUGCAAAAGUAGAAAGAGAAUAUACUGACUUUUUUCAUGCAAUUAUUUUUUUUUAUUUUUUAUUUUUUUUUUUGGUGCCCUUUUGAAAAAGUUGUUCGCUUAUUGACAGUGUGUCCUUUUUUAACUUUCCUGGAAGAAUUAAAACCCAGUGAGGAAUUAUUCUAUACCUCAGUUACACUUGUUAUAAAACAGCUUUUUAUAGAAUGUCCUUUUUAUGUUUUAUAAUGGUCUCAGUUUUAUUAUUGGUCGAAUAAAGUCUUUGUUGGGGGACUUUGUCAGCUGACUUCAGCUUAUUUAUGUUUCUGACGUUGUACAAUCACGUUUUGUCUACCUGAUUGCAUCACAGCUUUUAGCUUUGUGAAAACCUCAAAUCAAGAGAAGCAAAUCCUAUUUGAAGAAUGGCUAUUGUAGCUUGCAUCUCAGGAUCUUUGUACAAUGGGAUUGUUGUUUAGCAAAUAACUGGCAUUGGCUGUAAGAGGGGUUAAAGUUAGUCAGCGCAAAAACUGUGUAAGAGGAUAAAGUAUAAAAGCCCAUAAACUCAGGGUUCCGCUGACACUCAAACAAGAACAAACUGCAACAGACAUUUACUGUCCCAGCAGCAAUCAUGGUUAGCCGUUUUGAACACCCUGCUGGAGGCUAUAAGAAAAUCUUUGAGACUGUGGAGGAGCUGAACGAACCUCUUCCAGCAACAGUCACUGGUCGCAUCCCCUCGUUUAUAAAAGGGAGUCUGCUCCGUCUGGGUCCCGGUUUGUUUGAGGUUGGAUCUGAGCCCUUCUACCAUCUUUUUGAUGGCCAGGCCCUCAUGCACAAGUUUGAUUUCAGCAAUGGACAGGUCACAUAUUUCCGCAAGUUUAUCAAAACAGAUGCUUACGUGCGUGCUAUGACUGAGAAACGUGUGGUCAUUACUGAGUUUGGAACCUGUGCCUAUCCAGAUCCCUGCAAAAAUAUCUUCUCCAGGUUCUUCUCGUAUUUCAAAGGUGUUGAGGUGACAGACAACUGCCUGGUGAAUGUUUACCCUAUUGGAGAGGAUUAUUAUGCUGUCACAGAGACCAAUUAUAUCACCAAAGUAAAUGUGGAAACCUUGGAAACCUUGAAAAAGGUUGACAUGUGUGACUAUGUCAACAUAAAUGGAGUAACAGCCCAUCCCCACAUUGAGAAAGAUGGUACGGUGUACAACAUUGGGAACUGCAUGGGGAAGGGGGCCUCGCUGGCCUACAAUAUUGUCCGAAUCCCACCUAAACAAAAAGACAAAUCUGACCCCAUUGACAAAUCCAAGGUGGUUGUGCAGUUCCCAAGUGCUGAAAGGUUCAAGCCAUCUUACGUACACAGUUUUGGGAUGACAGAGAACUACUUUGUCUUUGUUGAAACACCUAUCAAAAUCAACCUGUUGAAAUUCCUGAGUGCCUGGAGUAUUCGAGGAUCCAACUAUAUGGACUGCUUUGAAUCUGAUGAGGAGAAAGGCACGUGGAUACACAUUGCAAGGAAGCAUCCAGGGGAGUACAUUGACUAUAAAUUUAGAACCUCUGCAAUGGGUCUUUUCCAUCACAUCAACUGCUAUGAGGACUCAGGGUACAUUGUUUUUGACCUGUGUGCCUGGAAAGGCUUUGAAUUUGUCUACAACUAUCUGUGGCUGGCAAACCUCCGUGCCAACUGGGACGAGGUUAAAAGAAAUGCCAUGAUUGCCCCUCAGCCAGAAGUGAGGCGAUACGUCAUUCCUCUGGAUCCCUACAGGGAGGAGCAGGGCAAAAAUCUGAUCUCUCUGCCGUACACCACAGCCACAGCUACAAUGCGCGUUGAUGGGACCAUUUGGCUUGAGCCUGAGGUGCUUUUCUCUGGUCCACGACAAGCUUUCGAGUUUCCCCAGAUCAACUACAAAAUGAACAACGGAAAGAAUUACACAUACGCCUAUGGACUGGGCCUCAACCACUUUGUCCCUGACCGGAUUUGCAAGCUGAAUGUGAGGACUAAGGAGACCUGGGUAUGGCAGGAGCCAGACUCAUACCCUUCAGAGCCGCUGUUUGUGCAGAACCCUGAUGCAGUGGAUGAGGAUGAUGGUGUCCUAAUGACAAUUGUGGUGGCGCCUGGAGCCCAGAGACCAACAUUUUGCCUGAUCUUGAAUGCCAAGGACCUGUCUGAGGUUGCAAGGGCAGAAGUUGAUAUCAUCAGUCCGGUCACCUUCCAUGGAAUGUAUAAGCCAUAGAGUGGCUGGUCCCACUGAACACAGAGUUCUAUAGUGCUGAUAAAGUUACCGUAUACACCAUGAUAUUGUAAACAAUAAAACUAUGAUAUUGCACAUUUCUGAUUUUCUUCAAAUCUGGUUUUUGCAAAUGGAC
Ctenopharyngodon idella (grass carp) is the source of this 2705-nucleotide messenger RNA. RefSeq names its product retinoid isomerohydrolase RPE65 a (gene rpe65a). Gene Ontology annotation, molecular function: beta-carotene 15,15'-dioxygenase activity; all-trans-retinyl-ester hydrolase, 11-cis retinol forming activity; retinol isomerase activity. Lineage: Eukaryota; Metazoa; Chordata; Actinopteri; Cypriniformes; Xenocyprididae. Gene Ontology annotation, biological process: zeaxanthin biosynthetic process; retinal metabolic process. The transcript is spliced from 14 exons. Bases 977 to 2572 code for a protein of 531 amino acids. The record is from RefSeq and is a predicted model, not a curated record.